CGCAUGCGCACUGCACGCCCCUCAAAGUUUUUCGGGGGGUCGUGCGCCCACGAGUUGAGAAGCCCCGGGGACCCCCUCGCAACGAAACCCCCGAAACCCCCCGACGACUCGGGGGCCUCAACGCCUCGCCUCCGAGCGAGACAAGCGAGGCGCGACAAGGACCCGGCCACAGCAACAUGGAGUUGGGCGGCGGGGCCGGCGCCGCGGAGAAGCGGUUUCGCGGUUCGGGGACCCCCAUCCCGCUGGGGUCCCAGGGUCCUGGCAGCGUCAACACUCGGAUCCCUCCCGCCUCGGGGAUCACCCCGAUGGGGUCACGGACCCCGGGGGCUUUGACCGCUCGGAGCCCCGGGUCGGGUAGCCUCGUCGUGGGGGGAGGAGGAGGAGGGGGGACACUGACCCCCGCAGGGACCCCGCGGGGCCGGAGGACCCCCUCGGGACGAGUUCCCCCGCGGCCCGCGGACCUCAAGUUCCAGCUGAUCCUCAUCGGGAACCGCGGCGUGGGCAAGACGAGCCUCAUGGAGAGGUUCACGGACGACGCCUACAGCGACGCGUGCAAGUCCACAGUGGGCGUUGAUUUUAAAAUCAAGACCAUCGAGCUUGGCGGAAAGAAAAUCCGAUUGCAGAUCUGGGACACGGCUGGGCAGGAGCGCUUCAACAGCAUCACGUCGGCCUACUACCGGGGGGCGCGCGGAAUCCUGCUCGUAUACGACCUCACGCGCAGAGACUCCUUCCUCGACCUGCACAAGUGGAUGAGCAUGGUGGACAAGUACGCCUCCGAGGACGUGGAUUUGCUGCUGGUUGGGAACAAACUCGACCGGGAAGCGGAGAGGGAGGUCACGCGGGAGGAGGGGCUUAAGUUUGCACAGCGGUUUAGCGGCAUGCGGUUCUGCGAGGCGAGCGCGCGCGAAAACCGGAACGUGGAGGACAUCUUCCUGCGUCUGGUGGAGGACAUCGUGCGCAGGAUGCCUAUGGAGCCGCUGUCUCGCGACCUCAUGACAGGGGUCCUUGCCCUCCCCUCGGAGCCCCCCGCGCCCGAGCCCCCGACACGCAGGUGCUGCUAGCGGAGGAGUGGAAUGGGGAGCAGAGGGGAACAGAGGAGGAGGUCAGGGGAGUGGGCGGGGGGAGGUGAGAUGUGGGAGCGUGAGUGGGACCAGGUCAGAUGGGGUCAGGUGAGGUCAGGUGAAGUUGCACGAGGUCAAAUCAGAUUGGGAGAAGUCCAAAAGGGACCGGCUGUGGCCAGGUCAGUUACGGUAUCCACAAGUCGGGGUCAGGUCAGGAUUAUCUUAACCAGGCCAGGAGUUGGCAACAAAAAUAACACGAAUAGCCAUGAAUUUCGAUUGAGAGCUUGGGGUCAGGUCAGGUCAGGUGAAGUUGCAUGAGGUCAAAUCAGAUUGGGAGAAGUCCAACAGGGACCAGCUGUGGCCAGAUCAGUUACGGUAUUCACAAGUCGGGUCAGAUCGGAUCAAGGUCAGGGUCAGGAUUAUCUUAACCAGGCCAGGAGUUGGUAACCAAAAUAACAAGAAUAGCCAUGAAUUUCGAUUUAAAGCUUUCUUGACUACAGGGAUUCAUAUUCUUGGUUCUUUCGGUAAAGUCCGCGUAGAAGGGAUAUAAUACAAUUUCCAUUCGACGUGACUUUACCGAAAGAACCAAGAAUAAGAAUGAGCCAUGCGAGUAAGUUCGAGAUGGCGCUCCUUAAUAAAUAACGUCACGAAGUGGCCUGUCGAAGAACCGCAUACCGCUCUGGAGCCACACUGUCGCCGACCCCUGAAGCAGCCGAAUUGGUCGUUUUCCCUCCAUCACCUCCCUCCUCACCUCCUCCAUCACCUCUCUCCUCACCUCCUCCAUCGCGAGUCCACGCCACCACCGAGACGCUGUCGGACAACACAAAGGCACCCGCCCAGCAGUCGCCACCUCGUGCAGUGCAGUCGAGGAGUGCGAGCGAGCGUCGUCUGGCGAGAGAGGAGUGUUGUCGCUUGACAAGCGUCAGGACGGUCAGGAGCCGUGUCUGGCGGGGGAGGUUUGUACGUCGAUGAGCGUCGUGCGAUCAUGGGGAUUUGUUUUCCGAGCGUGGUCCGUAAUGAGCGUUGCCGUUUGAAGUGCUGUCCGUUGGGUGAGGAGCAUUGUCGGCAAGUGCUGUAGGCGGCGAGUAUUAAUUUGUCAGUGUUAGGAACUUAUUGGGUGUUGCCUGUUACAGAGUGUUGUCUGAGUGUUGUUUGGUCAAGAGAGCAUCACGACAGGGAAUGUUUGUUGUCCCCUCAUCGUUGCCUACUGCUCAUCGUGGUCAGAGCGCGGGCACCUCGAGUGUCGCUUGCUAAGGAGUGUGAUGCGCUAAUGUUUGUCUGCCAAGGAAUGGUAUCUCUUACAUCGUUGGGAGGAUGACGUCCCAAGCAACGGAACCGAUUGUCAUCUUGUAGAUGAAGUUUAUUUGUUUAGCCAUGUUUCAAACUCAUGAGACCAGGAUGAAUAUAAUUGACAGCGUCCCGCCCUGGGUAGUGACCUGGGCUUGUCUGACGCGGUCCAUGUGGCAAUGACAGCACCGGCACCGAUGUUGACGUUGACGCGCUCCAUGGUAAACCUAGAGUCUGAUUGGUCGUUAGCCGAGCUUCCUUCGCAAACUCGGUGCGUUGGACAGCCCAGGGCACGCAGCCUCGAGUGGGUAGCAAGUAAUUCCAUUGAGCAGUCUGUCUGUCGGCAGGUCGAGAGACACAGUUCUCUCCACCACGUUGCUCGAUCUUGCGUUGCUCUCUUCAUUUGUCCGUACGUCCCUGUUGAAUAUGUUCUCACAUCGACGUUCUCUUGCUUCCUCUUGGUCUAUUUUCCCAAAGAAUCUUCCCUGCGUCACCUCCAUCGGCAAAGCUGUGUCGCUACCAGGCCCGUGUUUUAGCCUCUUAGCUACGGAUUUCAACUACCCAAUUAAACUGAAUUAAACUUAACAUCCACGCAGUUAAACUAAGCCACUUUGUGCACCGAUACGGUAAAAUUAAGAUGCAUUUACUGCGGUUUACCAUGGCCGGUUCAGUUUACCGUGGUUCGCCGUGGUUGGUUUACCGUAGUGAGUUCCGUUUGCCCGUGGUUUCGCGAGUGUGUGUGGUGUCGUGAACCCAGGGGUCAUGCAAACCCAUAACUACCACAUAUACGAUCUUGAUUUGAAGCUUUUUUGACUGCAGGGAAUCCAUACUUUUUGGUUCUUUCGGUAAAGUCACGUGGGUAGAAAAUGAAAUGGAUCACGACGUUUCGAACUGCUGACAUCAGCAGUGAUCCUGCUGUGUUUGUUUCGCCUGAUGACGGUUGCUUGUGUUGCGAUCGAAACGUCGCGAUCUAUUUACUCCAUAUACGAAUCGCGAACUUUGGUUAUUGCCCGCGCUGUUCAAUGCAUGUAUCUUGCGCUUAGUAAUUUAUAUGGAUCGAUGAAUUGUUAAAUCGUUAACACCGCAACUCAAUGAAUUAGAAGAAGAAAAAAUGAUCGAUUCUUGAAUCAAAUCUCAACCCCCCGAAUCAUGACUCGUUAGGACACCAAGUAUCUGCUAGAGAAGAGCCACACUUGGUUUGUCUUCUUUUAAACUCUGAACAUUGGGCUGCAUUUGCAGCGCGCUGCCAAUGUCUCUGCUAUGCACUGCAAGGGCAACACAGAUGGGGAAGCUGCAGGGGGUGCGGCAGGGAGAUGCUGCCGCCUGUGCCUGCAGCAGAGGAGUGCAACUUUCUAUGGAGAGAAGCAAGAAGCCUUAGAGCAGCGUAAGGGGGAAACGCGCUUCCGCACACAAAUGCAGCCCCGGUGUUCAGAGGCGCCGAGUCGAUGGCAGCGCUGUACAACUCCCACGACGAAAAGCGGACGAGCGCUAAAAGGAGGGUGUGAUGGCUUGCGAUGGGAAGAAGCGAGCAGUUUUGGGGCAGAGAAAACUAUCAAACUACCCGGUAAACAUGGAACGUUUGGGCCAAUGGUUCCAACCACAUAGCACUGUCGACCCAACGUUGAAUGUUUAAUGUGGGUAGCCAACUUAACGCCAACACCCUGCCCUUAGCCCGAACUAACUAGCGAAUCAAAAGUUAUAGGGAGCUGUACUCGUAACAAAUUGGCAUAUUAUGCUUACGUGUCAAACCUUACAAAUUGGCUUUGUCGGGUGGUGGCGGGUUUAACGACACAUAUUUACGUGAUCUAACCCAAGAAACCUCUAUUGUGGAAAAGUUACGGAUCCCAGGAGGGAUGAUGGGCUGAGUCGACCAACCCGCAACCAGGGUUUGAACUCUCAACUUUCUGAUUGCGAGCAGUUCACUUGACCGCCGAGCCAGAUGCCCAGUAGCCAAUCAAACACUUCAUAAACAACUAGCCAAUCAGAUGAUAUCCCUAUUAUGAACCUAAUCAACUAGCCGAUCAUCCACAAGUACUAGCUCUUUCAUGACAGCGAACCAACUAGCCACACACACCCUAACGAGCUAACCAUGACUAGUAUUGGUACUAGCUCUCCCAUAGAAUCUAACUCCGAACUAGCCAAUCAAAUUCUAGCGCUGACCGACUCGCAAAUGAUGUAAUAGUACUCGGCUUUUUGCUGCCCCGAGCCCCACCUACAAUAAUGUUUCACUAGGGGGGCGCAUUCAAUGAGCAGAGCGCUCCAGAGCGCAUUUCUAUUCCACGACUUGUUCGCCCCGAGCUCAUUGUCACUGACAGGAGCUGCUUUGAGAGGAGCUGCCUCGUCAACGUGUCAAGAUCCGGCCAAUCGGAGGCACACCGUAUGUUGUUCGACGCAAUAUGCUGAGGCAUCCUAAGGCAGACCGUUCGAUAAGAACUAAAUUCAAUCUCGUAUCGCCACGGCAGGCCGCUCUGGCUCAUUGAAUGCACCGAAGCGCAAACCUUUUACAUUUAUAUUUUUUAGUGUUCGCAGAUCUACGCUCCCAUUUCGGUCGCCUGUGUCAAAAGAAACACGUGGCAUUGUUCAACGACGUCGUUGGGCGGUUGCAUAAUGGCGCCAUUAUGACGUCAUCGACCAACGUGUGCCCGGUGGGGUUUCUCGUCCAUGACGUCACUAAGUCUUGAAUUACGCUCCCGGUAAUUGUUGCAGUUCAUCGAUUCAAACAUUAAAAUCGAUUCUCACCGCUCGCCGAGCGUGCAUCGAAUCAUGUUGCGUGUAAAUGGAUUACACUGGUCAACACACUUUUUCUGGCAUAAGGUAUUCCAACUGUUUUAAGGUAAUUUUGGGGUGCUGAUUCCAAAUCUGGCAUCAGGUUUUGGAGAUAUCAAAUAUUGCAUUUUCAAUAAAAACUGCAGAAGAAAAAUAUUAAAUAAAUGUGGAUAUCUACCUAAAAUUAUAUUAUAAACACACUAUCCUAAAAUACAGCACCAUAUUUUAACACUAAAGCAGUCACUGACUCGCAACAACUUGCAAUCAUAAGUGACAGAGUUUAUUUCGGGUAAAAUCAAUGAAAAUGGGGUAUGCCGAUAGCAUAAAAAUGAGAUGUGAUAGAGCAAAUCUGAGAUCAGAUUUGGAAUCGGCACCCUGAAAUUAGUCUAAAACAGCUGCAAAAGUCCAGGCCAGAAUUUUUUUUUAUUGUUGACCAGUGUUAUUAUUAUAAACAGUUGCGCACAUUAUCAUUGAGGUUAACAGUUGUAACCAUGGUGACGUUGCGAGCCUUAACGCUAAAGAACCGAAAACGGUGACGCCGCGAAGAGAUUGUUUCUAAAGUGAUGACGUCAUUGCCGCCGUUGAUUGUGACGCCAACCACCCGUCGCAGGUGACGUAAUGACCCCAACGAUGUCACGAUGGAGCAGUGCUGCCACGUGACCCAUUUUACAAUUUCGACGCAGCAAAAACAAUUCAAUAUAUUCGUCAAUAACUCAACCCUUUAGAUAAAAUAUAUUUUACGAUUUUCUUGGUUCUUUCGGUAAAGUCACGUAGAAGGGAAAUAAUAAAAAUAAACAUAAUAUAAUAUUUUUAUUAUAUUAUUUAAUUAUGUUUUAUUUUUAUUCCUUUAUUAUUUCCCUUCUACGUGACUUUACCGAAAGAACCAAGAAGAUGAAUCCCUGCAGUCACGAAAGCUUUAAAUCGAAAUAUUUUACGAUGUUUCGGCCAAUGGCCCUUUCGUCAGUUGGCAAAGAUAAGAGGUUGAUCUCUGCUUUAGUGUAAAGCUUGAUCAGAACCUCCGCGAUCAGUUGAGGCAAUUACAUCCCUGUAGAAGCCGUGCAACUUAAUCAUCGCCAGCUGCUGCAUUGUCCACAUGUGAACGGGUAGUUGCUUUAGUCAGGAUCAACCGAUCAAAGUUGGCAAAUGUGCACGCGGUGAAAUGCGUAACUGAGACAUCACCGAGCAGAUCGCUGCCGGAAAGUAGCCUGUCAUAUCCUGCAAGCAACCAGUUGCGCAUCCGCUUGCAACUGGUUGCAGAGACCACAGGUGAUUCGGUUGCAUGCAACCAAGUUUGCGCAACUGAUUGCUCAAAUGUGGACAAAUCUCUGAGCAGAUCGUUGCUUGAAAGUCGCCUUUUUUCCCUGCAAGCGACCAGUUGCACAACCCAUUGCAGAGGCCACAAGUGACUCGGUUGCAUGCAACCAAGACGGGCAACAUCACUCGGAAGUUCACCUGGGUUUACGUGACAGGCCAGCGUUAUUGACGAAUGCGUUGUGUUUUGUUGUUAGCAGCAGCAGCAGCAACAGCGUCGCAAACAUUUUAAUUUUGUUCAAACUUUUUUUUUUAUGUGGGAUUGCUUUUGCGUUUAACUUUGAUAAAAUUAAGGUUGUUUGUUUUAUUUCCCGCAUUCAUAUUCUCACCCCGCCAUGUACUGCACCUUUAUCAUAGUAAUAAUGCUGUAUGUUAUUGUCUGUAUGAUAUUAUAUGUAAGUAUAUAUAAAUAUACAACUGACGUGUUACGCCACCGGCCUCGACUAAAAACACACACAGGGCCGAGAAAAACUUAACAAACAAACAAAAAAAUCCCAUGACCGAUUCGUGUGAGCGUUUUUGCGAAAUGGUUUCAUUAUAUAUAAUAAUAAUAAUAAAAAGAACAACAGAAAAGUAA
Lethenteron reissneri (Far Eastern brook lamprey) is the source of this 7002-nucleotide messenger RNA. RefSeq names its product RAB12, member RAS oncogene family (gene RAB12). The record is from RefSeq and is a predicted model, not a curated record. Lineage: Eukaryota; Metazoa; Chordata; Hyperoartia; Petromyzontiformes; Petromyzontidae. Gene Ontology annotation, molecular function: GTPase activity; GTP binding.